Messenger RNA from Hyposmocoma kahamanoa, 6162 nucleotides. Its product is annotated as angiotensin-converting enzyme-like. The record is from RefSeq and is a predicted model, not a curated record. Gene Ontology annotation, molecular function: metallopeptidase activity; peptidyl-dipeptidase activity. Gene Ontology annotation, biological process: proteolysis. The transcript has 33 exons. NCBI's taxonomy places the organism in Eukaryota, Metazoa, Arthropoda, Insecta, Lepidoptera, Cosmopterigidae. The coding region runs from base 85 to 6162 and encodes 2025 amino acids. Gene Ontology annotation, cellular component: plasma membrane.
AUACCAGUGCAAUUGAUCACGGUGAACGAACGGUCUGGUCCAAUUGUCCUUUCCAUGUGACACCAAUGUAAUUGUUACAGCGACAUGUCUAAAGUCAAGACAAUGUUAAAAAUCGGUGGCGGAGCCGCGUUGGUGGCGGCGAUCGUCGCCGUGUUUGUGGUCGCCACACAAGGUCGCGACCCUGACCUUGAAGCUUUAGAACAAGAGGGGAAGCAAUACAUCUUAGAAAACGACAAAGCGGCUGGCCUCAGGAAAAACAGGGCUAGUCUCGCUGAAUGGGCUUACACCUCGAAUCUUACCACGGAGAAUGAAGAGAAAAAGUUACAAAUUCAAUUAGAAGUAUCAAAGGAAGAGAAGAAAGCAUGGGAGGAGACAAAGAUGUAUCACUGGCAAGACUUCCAAGAUUAUACACUGCGAAGGAUGUUCAAGAAGUACACAAUGCUAGGAGUAUCCAUUCUCCCAGAUGAUAAAUAUAAGUUGUUGAUGAAGUCGGUGUCGGAUAUGGAAUCAAAUUAUGCCACUGCGAAGGUCUGCUCAUUUACCAAUGCCACAAAAUGCGACCUCGCUUUGGAACCUGACAUCACGGAUAUAUUUACAAAAAGUCAGAACCCAGAAGAGUUGAAGCACUACUGGGUAGAAUGGCACAAAGCAGCAGGUGCCAAAGUUCGGGAUAACUUUACAACAUACGUGCAGAUAGAGAACGAGGCAGCCAAAUUGAAUGAUUACAAAAACGUCGCGGAUUGGUGGCAGUCUGAUUAUGAAGUAUCAGACUUUGAAGAGCAGUUAGCCAAAUUAUGGGAGGAAUUAAAGCCCUUAUACCAGCAAAUGCAUGCUUACGUCAGAAAACGCUUGAGAGACAAGUAUGGAGAUUCAGUAGUAUCGGCUAGAGGACCCAUUCCUGCUCAUCUCUUGGGUAACAUGUGGGCGCAAACUUGGAACAAUAUUGAAUCGUUCACCCGACCUUAUCCGGACAAGAAAGAAAUCGACAUCACCCAAGCAAUGCAAGACCAAAAGUAUACGCCGUUGAAGAUGUUCCAGAUGUCAGAUGAGUUCUUUAAGUCGCUAAACUUGACCGCAAUGCCAGAAUUGUUUUGGAAAAAUUCGAUCAUCGUAAAGCCAGACGAUAGAGAAAUUGUAUGUCACGCUUCUGCUUGGGACUUUUACGACGGGAAAGAUUUUAGGAUCAAACAGUGUACAACUGUUGACUACGAAUAUUUUCAAACGACUCACCAUGAAAUGGGACACAUUCAGUACUUCCUGCAGUACCGUGAUCAGCCUGUUAUAUUCAGAGAUGGAGCAAAUCCAGGCUUCCACGAAGCUGUCGGUGACACGAUCGCCUUGUCCGUAUCAUCUCCCAAACACUUACGUCGUGUUGGACUUCUCACCGGCGACGCUGAAGAUGAGCAAACAGAAAUUAACCAGCUUUACAAAAUGGGCAUAGACAAGAUCGUCUUCCUUCCAUUCGCGUACACGCUGGACCUUUGGCGUUAUGGCGUUUUCCGCGGCACCACUCCCCCUGAAGACUAUAACUGUCACUAUUGGAGACUCAGAGAGACGCUACAGGGAGUAGAGCCGCCUGUUAACAGAACUGAAGAAGAUUUUGAUGCUGCAGCUAAAUAUCACGUGUCUGCUGAUGUGGAAUAUGCCAGAUACUACGUGUCUUUCGUCAUUCAGUUCCAAUUCCACCGCGCUCUUUGCCAAGCUGCAGGAGAGUAUGAUCCUGCGGAUCCUACUAAGAAACUUGUGGAUUGCGAUAUUUACCAGAGCGUUGCAGCUGGAAACGCCCUUUCUAACAUGCUGAAAAUGGGUUCUUCUAAACCAUGGCCGGACGCGAUGGAAGUCCUUACUGGCCAACGGCACAUGAAGGCUGAUGCACUCUUGGAAUACUUUAAACCUCUACAUGACUGGUUGAAGCAGGAGAAUCUACGCACUGGAGAGUACAUUGGUUGGGAACCUAGUAAAAUGCAAUAUUGUACAUCAGAACAAUUAGCCGCCGUAAAUGCUAAGGAAACUCAGACAGAGCCGCCAAUGAUCUUCAAAAUCGUAGGGGAGCUUGCCCUCGUAGGGGCAAUAGCUUCUGUCUUUAUAGUAGCUGCCCAAGAAUGGGCUCAAGAAAGAGCAGCUGAAGAAUCCUCCGGAAGAGAGUACAUGAGAAAAUUGGACGAGCUGACUUCCAAGAUAAGAAACAAGAUGGCUUUGGCUAGGUGGAAUUAUGAUUCUAAUCUUACAAAACAUAACGAGGAUGUAUUAAUGCAAGUGUCAUUAGAAAUAGCAGAAGAAGAGAAAGAAUAUUGGAAAGAAACAAUGACUUACAUUUGGCAUGAGUUCGAGGAUGAAGACUUGAAGAGGAUGUUCAAAAAAUAUUCCAUUCUUGGUACUUCAGCGUUACCUGAGGACUUAAACCAGAGAUUGAUUCAGGCUAUCAAUAACAUGAAAUCAACAUACGCUAAAGCCACCAUUUGUGACUACAAGAAUAGAACCAAAUGUGAUCUGCACGUGGAACCAGAUGUUACGGACAUAUUUGCACACAGUGAGGACUCCGAAGAGCUAAAACAUGUAUGGUUGGAAUGGUACAAGGCGUCAGGUGCACCAUCAAGGAGGGACUUCAUGGAAUAUGUGCAAAUGUGUAACGAAGCUGCAAAAUUGAAUGGCUAUGACACAGUAGCGGAAUGGUGGUUAAGUUACUACGAGGUCCCAGAUAGUGAGCAGCAAUUUGCGUUGCUAUGGAAUCAGAUCAAACCCUUGUACCAACAGAUUCAUGCAUACGUGAGACGUCAUCUGAGACUGAAAUAUGGAGAAGAAGUGGUCUCAGCUAAAGGACCUAUUCCAGCACAUUUAUUAAGCAACAUUUGGGCACAAACCUGGAGCGGAGUUGAAAGAUUUACUAAACCGUUUCCUGACAAACCUGACGUUAAUGUCACAACUGCUUUAAUAGAACAAAACUACACAGUCCUAAAAUUCUUUGAAACUGCAGACGACUUCUUCAAGUCUCUCAAUUUGCAAGGAGUACCAGACUCGUUCUGGGAAAAUUCAAUUCUCGAAAAACCUGAUGAUGGAAGAGAGUUGGUUUGUCAUGCUUCUGCCUGGGACUUUUAUGACAGCGAAGAUUUCAGGAUCAAACAAUGUACCACCAUAACUAGCGCCUUUUUCAAAACAACCCAUCACGAAAUGGGCCACAUCCAGUACUACUUGCAAUACAAGGAUUUGCCAGUCAUCUAUCGAGGUGGAGCUAAUCCCGGUUUCCACGAGGCUGUAGGUGACGUCAUCUCUUUGUCCGUUUCCACUCCUAAGCACUUAAGAGUCAUAGGACUAUUGGAAGACGGACCUGAUGAUAUGGAGUCAAAUAUUAAUCAAUUAUAUAAAAUGGGUCUAGAAAAGAUCGUCUUUCUUCCAUUCGCAUAUGUGCUGGAUUUGUAUCGAUACGGCAUCUUCCGUGGUACUACAAUACCUGAUGAUUACAACUGUCAUUUCUGGCAACUACGUGAAUCUAUACAGGGUAUUGAACCCCCAGCACCUAGAUCAGAAGACGACUUUGACCCUGCAGCUAAAUAUCAUGUUGCUGCUGAUGUUGAGUACAUGAGGUAUUACGUGUCAUUCGUAAUUCAGUUCCAGUUUCAUAAGUCACUUUGCGAAUUGGCUGGGCAGUACGUCCCAGGUGAUCCUAACACGCUGCUAUCUGACUGCGAUAUUUAUAAGAGCACGGCUGCUGGAAAUGCUUUAGGUAAAAUGUUACAAAUGGGUUCAUCCAAGCCGUGGCCAGACGCAAUGGCAGUUCUAACAGGCGAACGUAAAAUGAACGCUAAAGGCUUGCUGGAAUACUUUAAACCUUUACACGAUUGGCUUAAAGCUGAAAAUGAGCGUACUGGAGAAUUUAUUGGUUGGGAAUCUAGUAAAGUUGAGUAUUGUUCUUCAGAGCAACGUGCGGAAAUGGAGGGCUCAGAGUUCAUUAAGAAACUAAAGAAACUUGGUGACCCAACGCGCAUCGAGGAUUUCAUAGCAGUAGAACUCCUUGUGAAAGAGUUUAUCCAGCACUGGCAGACGGAAAAACAAAGACUAUUCACACGGCCCGAGUUCAGAGGUAGCUACAGCACAGUUGUUACCGCGACCGCAGCCAAGCACUACGCACCAUUGGUUGUACGCGACAAAAACUCAAGAAAAACUCACGGGAAAUCAGGUCAGCCCGACCAAGCAAACAUGGCCUGUGCCCAAACGAGAAAACUUAGCAGAACGUGGUUCCAAAUUAAAUUGGUGCUCUUUUUAGUACAUAAUUUGUGCUCAGCUGAUCCUCAGUUGGAUUUGCCGCCACUGCCUCAAAUUUCUAGUACCCAGCGCAAUCCUUAUGGGGGAGGAUAUGGACUUUCGAGUACCCCAGCAUCAAUUAACGCUCCAGGGAAUCAGUACGAUCUUCGAAAUCAAUUUAGUACCGCAAGACAAAACCCAUCGACUCCAGGAAUUUACCCGGUAUCGUCCACUCCGUUUAGUAGAAUAAAUCCCGACAUUAACAACAAUGGAUACCCAAGUUCAACGAUUAGACCCUAUGAUGACAGAAACCGCGAUGAUAGAAUUGAUAUCAAUAAUGACCCGAAUUUCAGACGAAAUGAUCCGAACUUUGUGAGGAACGACCCUAAUUACGUCGGAGCUAAUCCUUAUGACUUCAACAGAGGUAUCGAUGGGAACAGUAUUGACGACAGGUUCCAUCAAGUGAAUUUGCAACAAAUCAGGGACUUUUUGCUACAAGCCGACGAUCAGGCGUCCAAAGAGUGUACCAACAAUGUGGCCGCGCAGUGGAAUUUUGAAACUGAUGUCAACGACGCAACUCAACAUGCUGCGUUGGACGCUCAACAACGCUACACAUUAUUCCAGCGAGGAUUAUGGGAGGCAGCUCAGCAGAUCCCGCGAGGAGCCGUCAGGGACUACGCCACGUUCAGACAGUUGCGUCUGCUCUCCAUCAUCGGACCCUCUGCUUUACCGCCUGACCAACUUGAUAGAUACAACCGUCUAAUAAACGACAUGCUAGCUGUCUAUAACACAGCAGAAAUCUGCGCAUACAACGAACCUUUCAAGUGCGGUCUCCACCUUCAACCUGAACUACAAUUCAUAAUGUCACAUUCGAGGGAUUGGGAUGAGCUACAGCAUGUCUGGACUGAGUGGAGGAGAAACACUGGAAGGAGAAUCAGGGAUCUCUAUGAGCAGUUGGUCGAUUUGACUAAUCAGGCUGCUAGAUUGAAUAAUUUCACUGACGCAUCAUCUUAUUGGAUGUUCCCGUAUGAGUCACAAAAUUUCAGACAAGAAGUUGAUGAAGUGUGGGAACAGAUCAAGCCCCUAUACGACCUCCUCCACGCUUAUGUUCGCCGUCGUCUUCGUGAAGCGUAUGGUCCUGAAAGGAUCUCGCGAUCAGCUCCAAUACCAGCUCAUAUCCUGGGAGACAUGUGGGGUCAAAGCUGGUCGGGAAUUGUGCCGUUUACCUUGCCAUAUCCCGGAAAGACAUUGGUCGAUGUUUCUCCUGCAAUGUUGCAACAGGGCUACACUCCUCUGACGAUCUUCCAGCUGGCUGAAGAGUUCUUCGUGUCAAUGAACAUGUCGGCAAUGCCUCCAGACUUUUGGGCACUCAGUGUAUUCGAGCAACCGCAGGAGAGACAUAUACACUGCCAACCCUCUGCUUGGGACUUUUGCAAUCGACAUGACUUCCGAAUCAAAAUGUGUACACACGUUGAUAUGAAAGAUCUGGUCACAGCUCAUCACGAAAUGGCCCACAUUGAAUACUUCCUGGCUUAUAAGAACCAGCCUAAGAUCUUCCGCGAUGGUGCCAACCCUGGUUUCCAUGAAGCAAUAGGCGAAACAAUAGCUCUGUCCGUAGCUUCACCGCGUCACCUACAAACCUUGGGUCUCGUCCAACGCUCCGUUGACGACACAGCUCACGAUAUUAACUACCUAUUCACGCAAGCCAUGGACAAGCUUGCGUUCUUGCCCUUCUCGCUGGUCAUGGAUAAAUGGCGAUGGGAUGUCUUUACUGGAAAUGUCAGGAAAGAACAGUACAACUGUCAUUGGUGGAGUUUAAGGGAGCAGUAUCAAGGCAUCAAGCCACCAGUAUUGCGAUCGGAGCUGGACUUCGACCCAGGUGCAAAAUACCACAUUCCUGCCAACAUACCCUACAUAAGGUAA